Molecule: messenger RNA, 501 nt
Organism: Fonsecaea erecta
Lineage: Eukaryota; Fungi; Ascomycota; Eurotiomycetes; Chaetothyriales; Herpotrichiellaceae
Exons: 2
Coding region: 1-501 (166 amino acids)
Source: RefSeq, a predicted model, not a curated record
AUGAACACAUUCUCGAGCUUGACCUCCGUCCACCCGUACGCCACGACUGCAGGCGCCUACGUGAUCGUGGAGCCGAGCACGGCCACCCUCCUGAUGAGGAACGGGCUCUCUUUCUCGACGCUGUUCAUGUUCGCGCUCGUGGUCGUGGGUGGUGGGCCGUGGAGUGUACACGGUCGUCCCACUGGUCACGGGCCCGACUAUGUUCUGUCCGCGACGAUAGCUGUGACCACGAUGCACGUUCACACUGCUGUCCGCGACCCUCGCCCUAAAGCCCUCGAAGCACACGCACAGCACCUUCACCACCAACAUGUCCUCGAACAUGCUGAUGUUCGUCCCGGCAGGCGCCACGACGGCCAAGUGCACGACCAACAACGUGCCACUGUCCACGUUGAUGUUCGUGCACAGCAGUCUGACCUUACCCGCGUGGUGGAGGAUCAACUCGGGUAUCGUCGUCGUCCCGCACACAUUGCACCUCUGGACGAUGAUUAUUGCACAGGUUGA